Molecule: messenger RNA, 402 nt
Organism: Formica exsecta
Lineage: Eukaryota; Metazoa; Arthropoda; Insecta; Hymenoptera; Formicidae
Exons: 1
Coding region: 1-402 (133 amino acids)
Source: RefSeq, a predicted model, not a curated record
AUGGGACCCGUCGACGUGACUCCAGCGAUCGCCGAUAAACUUUCAAAUACGGUAUACAGCAAUAUAAAAAUCGCGACUCCGGCUAAAUUCAAAGUAGCUGAUCCAGUACGCGUCAGCAAGUUUAAGAUGAUCUUCGAGAAAGGCUUCACACCUAACUGGACCACCAAAAUUUUUCGAAUAGCCAAGAUACAACGAACUAAUCCCGUAACGUAUUUGCUGAAGGAUUCGCGCGGCGAACCGAUCGCCGGAGGAUUUUACGAGCACGAGUUGCUGCGCGUCAACGAUCCCAACAUGUAUUUCGUGGAAAAGGUGCUGCGCCGAAGAGGCAACGAAGUUUACGUGAAAUGGCUGGGAAUGGACGAGUCGCACAAUUCUUGGAUAAAUAAAACAGCGGUAUUAUGA